AUGGCUACACACAUCGACCGUUUCCUAGCCGAGCAUGCGGUCUCGAGCAUACCCGAGGAGCCUCGCCCCGGCCCGUCAGCUGCACCCUCGCUUACAUACUCAUAUUCCGAGUCCUCUGACGAGCACGAAUUGGAAGAGCCCCGCCAGCCCGAACCCCGCCGCCGACGCGCAUCGACGCGCCUGAUUGCACAGAGCCCGGCUGAUGUGCAGCGCAUCACGGGCGAGACCACAACGCAAUUGAUCCGCCGAUGCUGCGGAGGCGGUUGCUGCCUCGGACUUGGGCGUCCCAAGAAGGACGACGUCGAGGUCGAGCAGAUCGAGUUCCCCGACAACGACGCAUACCGAUCGCUGUGUCUUAAGAUCGACCAGGUUCCUGCGACGCUGAACGGCGUAUGCGAUCUGCCCGACCAGACGACUUUCCUACAACCGCUCCGGCGGCCCUCGAAUGUACCCUCUCCCACCGACUCGGGUGUUUCUCUGGGUGGGGACAGCCCAGCGUCGGCGGUGGGUGAUGUAGAGAAGACGUUACACAAUCUGACGCUGGAGGACCUCGACACCGGGAUACAGCCGCCCUCGUUUGUGCAACCGCACCCCCCGCACCACGUCUUCCCCGCGCGCCUCCACAACACACGCGAGCUGACCCGCCCGGGCGCCGAGAAGCGGACAUUCCACUUUGAUCUCGAUGUUACAAACUAUCCCGAGGGCGAGGAGCACGACUUCAAGGUCGGCGGCGCAAUUGGCGUCUCAGCACCCAAUGAGACGUCCAUGGUGGAGGAGGUCCUCGAUCUUCUUUUGGUGCCCCGCUUCCUCCGCGACAAGCCGGUUUUACUUCGCACGACCUCGGGAAGAUGGCCGACCGUCUGGGGUGCUGACAAGGCGCGGGAGAUCGCCACGACCCGCCGCGACCUGCUGACCUGGUGCUCCGACAUCCAAUCGUACCCGCCGACCAAGCAGAUCCUGCGCCUUCUCGCCGAGCACGCGACGGACGCAAACGACCGCAAGAUCCUCCUCUUCCUCUGCUCGGCCGAGGGCCAGGGCGUGUUCUGCGACUUCCGCACGGGGCCGCACGUCUCGCUCGCCCAGCUGCUGCACGCCUUCCCGAGCGCUAAACCGCCCCUGGACCACCUGCUGUCGGUGCUGCAGCCGCUGAUGCCGCGCUUCUACUCGCUGUCCAACGACCCGCACGAGUCGUUCCUGACGCGCGACGGCAAGCAGCACCGCCUGAUCGAGAUCGCCGUGACGGUCCACGAGACGGCCGACUGGCGGUCGGGCACCCGGCCGGGCGUCGGCUCGGGCUUCUUCCAGCGGCAGGCGCUCAAGUUCCUGGACGCGCAAAAGAAGCAGCAGGAGGGCGCGGGCGGCGGCGGCGGCGGCGGCGGCGACAAGGAGCCGGAGUUCUACAUCCCCAUGUUCAAGGGCCUGAUGGCGAACCCGCUGGCCAAGCAGUUCGUGACGGACGGGCCGAUGCUGCUGAUCGGGGCCGGGGUGGGCAUCGCGCCGUUCCGCGGCUUCGUGCAGCGGCGGCUCAAGACGGCCAACUGCGCCAACAAGGUGUGGGUGCUGCAGGGGGUGCGCGACUCGCUCGUCGACGAGCUCUACAGCGGCGAGUGGGGCGUGCACGAGGACGAGGUGAAACGCGUCGUGCAGAGCCGCCGCGGCGAGGGCCGCUACGUCCAGGAGGAGGUCCAGGCCCAGGCCGACCUGGUCUGGUACAUCAUCAACUCGGUCGACGGCCGCGUCUUUGUCUGCGGCAGCAGCCGCGGCAUGGGCGAGGGCGUCGAGAAGGCCCUCGUCGAGGUCGCCAUGGACAAGGGGAACCUCGAGCGCGAGGAGGCCCAGACGUUCUGGGACCUGAAGAAGGGGGCUGGGCAGUACAUUGCGGAGACGUGGUAA
This is a messenger RNA of Chaetomium fimeti, 1893 nucleotides long. RefSeq lists its product as uncharacterized. Gene Ontology annotation, cellular component: cytosol. NCBI's taxonomy places the organism in Eukaryota, Fungi, Ascomycota, Sordariomycetes, Sordariales, Chaetomiaceae. The record is from RefSeq and is a predicted model, not a curated record. The coding region runs from base 1 to 1893 and encodes 630 amino acids. Gene Ontology annotation, molecular function: flavin adenine dinucleotide binding; FMN binding; [methionine synthase] reductase (NADPH) activity. The transcript has a single exon. Gene Ontology annotation, biological process: homocysteine metabolic process.